AUGGAGCCUGAAUCAGGCCACACAUGGAGCUGGGAUGGUGUCAGUUUCCUGCAAGGGCCCCAGAGCCAUCCCAUGAACUCAGAACCCUUCGGCCCUAAUUUUGUACUUCCUCUCAUUGCGUCAUUGGCAGGUACGGCCUCCAAGUGGCUGGUUUUGGCGAUUGCAAUGAUGCGCUUCUACAUCCAGAAAGGCACAACCAAGGGUCUGUACAGAAGUAUAGCAAGAACCCUCAAGUUUUUCCAGACCGUUGCACUAGUUGAGGUGGGACAUUGUGCUAUUGGAAUUGUGAGGACUUCUGUAAUUGUGACCGGGGUGCAAGUGUGUUCACGAAUAUUCAUGGUUUGGUUCGUCACCAACAGCAUCAGACAGAUCCAGAGUGAAGAAAGCGUAAUUCUAUUCCUGGUUGUGUGGACGAUGACAGAGAUUACCAGAUAUUCCUACUACACAUUCAACCUGCUCCACCACCUGCCGUACUUCAUCAAAUGGGCCAGGUACAACCUCUUCUUCGUGCUGUACCCCCUGGGGGUCAUCGGGGAACUGAUGACCAUUUAUGCUGCCCUGCCGUUUGUACGCAGAUCUGGAAUGUACUCCAUGAGGCUCCCCAACAAGUAUAACGUGUCCUUUGACUACUACUACUGCCUCAUCAUCGUCAUGCUGUCCUACAUCCCACUGUUCCCUCAGCUCUUCUUCCACAUGCUGCGGCAGAGGAGAAGGGUGCUUCACGGGGAGGUCAUUGUGGAGAAAGAUGACUAGAAAAGCCACCACCUCACGCCUUCGUUUGAGCCAGCCUGCCUCCACCAUCACCCCUCACCUAACCCACUUCAACUUUAGCCCCAUCGGAUGUUACAUUCUCCACCGCACGGGACCGGAAGAGCCGCACGGACGACGAAUAAAGGAGUUCACCAGUAGUGAGCAACAAUAACUGAUCCUAAGUCUUUACAGGAUUAAUUCCUAUCUGAAUGGUAAUAUUGGAAACAUGCUUACAGUCCCAGUAUUUGCUGGAGCUUGAGACUCCUUGACUGCACCUUGUUGCACUGAAACACGAGUCACAACAUCUCCCGAAGGAGAAAAAGGGAAAAGAGAGGCUUCCAGAGAAAUGUGAAAUGAAACAUGUGAGGAAGAUUGUAAGUUGUGUCUCCUGAGUUGUCAACCCCAAAAGCAACCCAAUUGGCUGUUCCAUUCUUUUUUUAAGUGUAUUCCACUACCGAGAUUUUGUACAAAGCAAAGAUAAAAAAAGAGGAAAUAGUUCUAUCAUACCUCAACAAUAAAUCUACAUUUAGACAAUAUGCUGCUUCUUUGUGAAUGUUUGUAAAUGAUACAAUGUGAAAUGAGUGCUUAAUAGUAAACAUAUUUCUUAAAUUAUUCGCAUACUGUAUCACUGAGAGCAAGCACAGCUCAAACUUAACAAUUUGUCAGCUUGGCUCCUGCAUUCUCCUGUGUUGCUUUGAUGUUUACUAUGUCAAAUUCAUUUACAAGAGUGCAUCCUCAACAAAUUUGAAGUCUUCAAAAAGUAGUUUUCAAUAGACAGCUGUAGGUGAGAGUACAAUUCAGAUUUUUGUAAGCACUUUCAGUCUUCAGUCGCUGUUGUGUUUGUUUUUUAACAUAAGGAAUCCAAUGUCCGUGUUGAUAAAGGUAGUUAGUUCCCUCCUAUUUAAGGUGCUAUUGUAACAUCAUUUCAAUCUUCUGUGCAGCUUAAGGAGUGACUGUGAUUGGAGUUGACCUAAAGCAGGAAAACAGGAUGUGAAAUGAUUGAGAGGAAAUGUUGCAUAGCCCAAGGUUAUCUACGAAAAUCGACUUUUCUGCUUAUAAUCUGGGUUAGGGAGGAGAGAAACAAUAAAAGUCAAUCACUGGGAAAGUUAUUUUUCAAACAAUAUAAAUGUGAGAAUACCUUCUUUUGUGCAAAAUGAAUAAACAAAGUUCUACAA
Messenger RNA from Notothenia coriiceps (black rockcod), 1925 nucleotides. RefSeq names its product 3-hydroxyacyl-CoA dehydratase 1 (gene hacd1). Lineage: Eukaryota; Metazoa; Chordata; Actinopteri; Perciformes; Nototheniidae. The transcript has 7 exons. Gene Ontology annotation, cellular component: endoplasmic reticulum membrane. Gene Ontology annotation, biological process: very long-chain fatty acid biosynthetic process; fatty acid elongation; sphingolipid biosynthetic process. Gene Ontology annotation, molecular function: 3-hydroxyacyl-CoA dehydratase activity. The record is from RefSeq and is a predicted model, not a curated record. Bases 1 to 753 code for a protein of 250 amino acids.